AUGGCGACGGAGUCAUCAAAAGGAGAAGAUGAAGGGAAAGUUACAGGUGGGAAUUCAUUGUUGAUAGAAGAAGAUGACCUUAGAGAAAUGGGGAAGAAGGCGACCUGGAGUGUUAGAUCUUGCAAUCCGGCAAUGGUCUCUUCUCUCCGCGACGACAACCUCAAGACCUAUUUUAGAUCAGAUGGCACAGAACCUCAUCUAGUUAAUAUUCAAUUCCAAAAGAAGGUUAAGCUUCAAUUAGUUGUUCUUUAUUUGGAUUUCAAGCUUGAUGAGAGCUAUACUAGGAGUAAGAUAUCUAUUUGUGCCGGUGAUGGCUUCCACAACCUGAAGAUGAUAAAAACAAUGGAACUUGUGAAGCCAACUGGCUGGGUUUAUCUAUCCUUGUCCGGAAAUGAUCCUAGGUAAGUGAUUGAAGCCAUUUUUACGUGUUUUAUUUUUGCUGUUUUUCUCUCAAUCGCUUGCAUAUUAAUUAUCUUUCCUUCCUGGAAAUGAGCCAAUGUAGCCUUGCAUUUGAGAACUUCAAAAAGCCCUAUGAAGAAGCUGUAGCUAUUGGUUAUUAUUGAUAUAAGUCAUGUUAGAGCUAGAAGAGGCCAAGCUACUGCUAGUCAUAGCAUAGCAGAAAGGGUUAGAAGGGGAAA
Juglans microcarpa x Juglans regia is the source of this 638-nucleotide messenger RNA. Its product is annotated as anaphase-promoting complex subunit 10-like. Gene Ontology annotation, biological process: protein K11-linked ubiquitination; anaphase-promoting complex-dependent catabolic process. The record is from RefSeq and is a predicted model, not a curated record. Gene Ontology annotation, cellular component: anaphase-promoting complex. The transcript is spliced from 4 exons. Bases 1 to 405 code for a protein of 134 amino acids. Lineage: Eukaryota; Viridiplantae; Streptophyta; Magnoliopsida; Fagales; Juglandaceae.